AUGACAGCAACCCAAACAAAACCAGUUCAGCUUGAUUUAGGCGUGGUAGUGCUAAAAGAGCCAUUCUGGUAUUUACCAGAUAACAGUGAGGUUUGCAUUGAUGGGGAGCCACCUCCCCCGCAAAGGCAGUACCACAUCAAGCCAGAGGCCGAGGCUGCUGUUCAUGAGAUAGUCCAACAGCUUGAGAAGAGGGGCGUAGUUCGGCGAUGUUGUUCAACCACCAAUUCUCCGUGUUUACCAGUACCAAAACCGAAUGGAAACAUUAACAAGACCUUACUUCAUGAUGUUAAUCUUGUAAUAACACAUGUGACAUAUAAUAUCUCUAAUAUAGUGUCUGCUUAUGUACAACAUUGUAAUUCUAAUGACAACACCUAUACAUGGCUACAGUCACGCAUCGAUGAUUUAAUUUCUGAUUAUAAGACCAGACUUGCAGUCCAAGUACAGUCUGCCCGCACCAAACGAGAUUUAUUUGGUAAUAUAGCAGGUCUUUUUGGCUCAGCCAAUUCCAUAGCAAAUACUUAUAAAAUUACUGGACAAUCUCAAUUCUCAACAUGGUUGGCAAAUCAGAUGGCCACUGGUUUCCAGCAUAUCACUAAUAGCAAUGAAAAUAUUAUCAAAGCGGUCAGAUCUGAAGCGCAGGCGCUUCUCACGAUCAGCCAUACAAUUUUCAAUCAGACCCGUACCAUCGAGCGUGAUUUAGCCUGUAGAACAUAUGCACAAGAUUUGUUUACAGCAGCAAGACAAGAGAUCUUAGAUCUUCGUCUCCACAAGACCCCUAGACAUGUCUUAAAAGAUCUUAUUGAAAUUUUAGAUUUGCAUAGAUGGCUUAUGUCAGAAAAAAUGAAAGACAUUAACUAUUCUGAACUAUUAUCAACAUUAAUGAUGUAUACAGGAAAUGAAUGUACUGGCUGUAUUGGAUUUUUCGCCACUUUUCCUUUAAUUCACCCAGAUCAAGUUUACCUAAAUUCCACUACAAUACGCUCCAUUGGUAUAGUAGUGAAGGAUCAGAUCAUAAAAUGGGAUAAUCUUAUUGGGUAUAUGACCUUGAAGGGCACUGAGACCUUAUUUUCCACUCGCACCUGUUGCCAUGAAACAUCUAAUUACAUUAUCUGUACAUGCAAUACAUUACAACCUUUUUCUCACAAUAACUCUAAGCUCAUUAAUAUUCAAUCAUUGCAUGGCCAUUCUGAUGCUGUUCAAGUGUCUCACAGGCAGUGGUGCAUCGUCAGCGAGAUGAAUUCCUUCACCUAUGGAGAUCUGACCUGCCCAGCGAAUCACACCUUCUGCUUGGAGGUGAUGGAAGACUUUUCAAUGGGUCAGAUAAACAUCCUGGGGAGAGUUCCACUGGAUACAAGUGUCUCUCCAUGGUGGGAAGACACUUUCUACGAACAAGGCACACAAACCCUGGUUGACACGAUGAACUUGGUGCAGAACGCCAUCUUACAGACUGAAUACCAUCUCGUCCAAGCGCAGGUAGAAGCCAACCUGGCUAAGAAGACUGCAAACAUCCUGUCCAGCUCAUCCACCCGCUCAGCCCAAUAUGCCUACACAUGGUGGGACUGGGUGUUCCGAGGAUGUGUCAUUGGCAGUGUUCUCAUCUUCGUGUUUACUCUGUUUCAGUGUUGCUACUUCAGGUAUCUGCUUCACACUCUGCGUGCUUCAGCUUACGCUGCCAUCACACUUAGUCCAUUACAGGUGCCAGCCCUACAAAGACUCUGA
Molecule: messenger RNA, 1719 nt
Organism: Onychostoma macrolepis
Lineage: Eukaryota; Metazoa; Chordata; Actinopteri; Cypriniformes; Cyprinidae
Exons: 3
Coding region: 1-1719 (572 amino acids)
Source: RefSeq, a predicted model, not a curated record